Closterium sp. NIES-65 is the source of this 1073-nucleotide messenger RNA. The record is from the annotation of a GenBank genome assembly. NCBI's taxonomy places the organism in Eukaryota, Viridiplantae, Streptophyta, Zygnematophyceae, Desmidiales, Closteriaceae.
AUGCAGCCGGUGCACCAUGGGCGGCUGUUAAGGCGUGAGGGGGUGCUUCAUCUGUGUCGGUUGCUGCUGCUUGCAGCGUGGGCAGCGGCGUGCAUUGCCGGUGCAUGGGGGCUGGCUGGGGACCACCGCGGCCUCAGAGACUGUACGGACAUCUUGGCAGCAGGAGUGGCUCUCACGCCCACCACCGACACACACACCGCACCUGCCACCUCCGUGCCCCCCUCCUCCACCGCCAACUCGAAUAGCACCUUCUUGAAUUUCACCUCCCCCACUGUAGAUGGCACCUCCCCCAACUCUACUGCCAGCAGCAGCAGGGCGGGCGAGUGGGGGCACCACCGGCGGUACGAGCGGCGGGCGGGGCAGUGCUGGAGCCGGGCGGAGCUGCCUUGCUAUGUGGGCAUCAGCAGGCACACACGGGUGCAGCAAGAGCAACAACAAAGCAAAGAAAGCACGGGGGACAUUUUUUCCCCCGAGGGAGCUGGGCAGAACGAACAGCAGCAGCAUGGGAUGUCGGAGCAGCUGCAGGUGAAGCUGCGGCAGUACCACACGUACCGCCGCGAGUGCCUCCACCGCGAGCCCCUCCACCACCUGCGCUCCACCCUGCUCGCCGGCAAGCCCACCGCCUGCCGCUACCUUGUCUUCUACCACCCGUCUGACGGCCAGGGCAACCGCCUCAUCUCCCUCGUCUCCGCCUUUGCCUACGCGCUGCUGACCGAUCGGAUCUUCCUGUUGAGCUCUAAGAGUGGGCCCGCUGCCGUGCUGUGCGAACCGUUUGAGCACGGCGAGUCGUGGGUGCUGUUUGGGCGCGAGGAGAAGUUGGAGGAGCAUCAUGCGCAGGUGCUGGCGCUGAAGGUGGCGAGGGAGUGGAGGGAGGUGAGGGAGGGGAGGGAGAAGAAGGGGAAGAAGGGAGGUGGGCGGAGGAGGCUGGUGGAAGCAGAAGGGGAGGACGAAAUACCACCAAUUCUAAAGGUGAACAUCUUUCACACAACCUCUCGAUCUGGGCAACUCUUUUUCUGCGAAUUCGAGCAGCAAUGGCUCUCCCGCACGCCCACGCUCCUCCUCUCCUCCAACCA